Messenger RNA from Pseudocercospora fijiensis CIRAD86, 1898 nucleotides. RefSeq lists its product as uncharacterized. The record is from RefSeq and is a predicted model, not a curated record. NCBI's taxonomy places the organism in Eukaryota, Fungi, Ascomycota, Dothideomycetes, Mycosphaerellales, Mycosphaerellaceae. The coding region runs from base 693 to 1898 and encodes 401 amino acids. The transcript has 10 exons.
AAGCAAAGCUCGCAUCGAUGCAUUCAACCUUCUGCUUCUUAGCAGCAAACUGCGUGGCUUCAGGAGGGUCGGAUUCGCUCCAAAGCUUUGAGCAAUAGUCGGCGGGUUCAUAGACUUGAACGUCGUCGACACGAGGUUGUUGAGUCACUGUUGCCGUCGUGUGCGUCGUUUGCCAAGAUGAAGGUAUCGAGCGGUAGGUGUAAGUGUGCGAGUAGUCCAUGUCGACGGAUUCGUGAUUUCGCUUGCCGUUGCCCGUGUUGCAUGUGUUGAGAGAUUGGCUCGCGGUUGGGACAGAUGGAUGGGCGGCAUGAGAGGCAGCGGCCGAGGAUGUUCGGGUCAUGACCGGUGCGUGGGAGUUGCCACCGUCCAGAUUUCGCGAAUCCUGUAAUGAUCAGUCAAAAGGGCCAGCGUGCCAGUCACCAAGUGAGAAAGCUCCUACAAGAGGCGCGAGACGUGAGUCAAGAGCCAGAGCCAGAUGCAUGCCUGCCAGUUCCUGAUGUACGCAGCGAGGGGUCGCGCGGGCGUUGUUGGCGCUGAGGCUGGUGGCGAUGGGGUCGCCGCAGUGUGGUGCCGUGCCGUGAGUGCCGUGUCCGAUGUGCGCCAUGGGCCAGGCGAGUGGUGAUGAUGGCGUGUGGUCCAGUUCCGAGUUGCCGAUCGAGUGAGACAUAGUGUUCGGUCAGUGAAUAACUCAAAUGUCUAUCUGCCACCGCGAUGUAGAAUACUGGCGAGUGUUGGGGGGGUGCUUGUGUAUAAUGGGAAUGGCAAUGGCAAUGGCAAUGGCUAUGGCAACGGCAAAGGCAGUGGCAAUGGCGAUGCUACCAAUGGUUCUGAAGUGGCAGAGAAAAGAUGAGGCGGCGGGAAUGCGAGUGAGAUCAGAGGGAGGGACAGCAGCAGUUGCCAGUUGCGCAGGAAGCAACUUCAAGCAAGCAAGCGCAGGCCAAGACGACGCUAGAUGGAUCAGGACCGGGGAGCGGGAAGUUGGGUUGGCAGAGAAUGGGAAGGCAGCGAAUGGCGGGCGGCGGGCGGCGGGCGGCGGGCGCGCGCGAAUGAAGCGCUGGCCGCAGCUUCCUGCUUUGGCUUUGCUUCCUGACGCAAGAGAUCCUUUUCGCACGCACACUCCCUGGUGGACGGUGAUGGCAGUGGCGAUGGAGGCCGUGUCUAUGGAUAGUAGUAUGGAUGUCGUCGCCCUCAUCUCACUCACAUUAUUUGGAAACAUCCCAGUGUGUGUAUACAAACUUCAAGCCGUCUGCAUAUGCACUCUCGUCACUGGUGCGAUUGCGCGGGGGCUCAGCGUAGCCAUGUACUACUCGAACACCCUCGCAUUGCCUCUGACUGGACGCGCGCCUGCAAAGCCUCUGGAGUCUGUCAUACAUGAUCACAUACAUACAUACAUGAAGAAGUCUCGCCGUUGCGUCACCUCCAGGCUCCCGGCACCCUUUCCGCCUUUCCGAUGCGAUGCGAUCGUCCAGGUCUUGGCAAAUGCUCGCACGAUCAUCCCGACUUCAUCCCCUGUAAAAACUCGUCGCCAUCCGGCGUUCUUAGCAUAUGGAAGCCGCUCUGUAGGCGCGUUAAACCCCUUCGACUCGAACGCAUACAAAUUCGUGGGUCUUGGCGGGAACACAGAAACCGAGGUGCCAGUAUACAGAUACCUGAAACAAGGAGUACUACGUCGACAAGUCCCCACCAGGAACUCAGCUCACGGCGAGAGUCCCGCGCCAUGUGAAGAUGCAUCUUGCAUUGUUCACUGCAAAAACUCCCGCCAGAAUGGAAGACCGGAAGCUCUACAGUACGCUAUUUGGAACGACUAUCCAGCUGAAGUUCGCGUCAAUGACACAGUAGACUAUUCCUGCUUGUGUUUCAGAUAUUCGGGGUCCUCGUCCUCGGCAUCAGAGCUUUGA